ACCCCCGGAGCCCCGCCCCGUCGCGGCCGGGGCGCUCGCCCGCGACUCUCCACAGCGCCCGGGGCCAGUAGUGCGGCGCAGCCAUGUCGGGCCCGGCGCGUGCGCGCCCCUUCCUGCUGCUGCUCGCGCCCUUCGUGCUCCUGAUCUUCACCUGCACCCCAUCCACUGCAGCAGUAUGCAAUCAGACAGCUUGCCCUAUCGACUGCUCCGGGAUCAAAGGGGAACUAGGAGACCCGGGCCCGCCGGGCCCUCCGGGAUCCCAGGGAAACUACGGUGAGGACGGCCCCGAGGGCCGCCAAGGGCCCCCUGGAGAAAUUGGCGACAGAGGAGAACCCGGAGAUAUAGGAGACAAAGGAGAGCGGGGUUCAGAUGGACCAUACGGACGAAUGGGGUUCCCUGGAAAUGAUGGAUCGCAAGGACCGAUUGGUGUUCAAGGCCUCCCGGGUUUGGAUGGUUGCAGUGGUUUUGACGGUACUCCAGGGCCACCGGGCCCUAUUGGAUUUCCUGGAGAGAGAGGUCAACCUGGGCUGCCAGGAGAAAAAGGCCCGCGAGGUAUGGCAGGCGACGGAGGAGCCAACUCGAGAGGCACGAAAGGAGACAGGGGCGAGAAAGGAUUUCCUGGUUCAUUCGGGUUACAAGGACCUAGAGGCUAUGCUGGUGAACCUGGCUUACCCGGUGAAGAUGGCGAAGAGGUACCGACAUCUUUUACCGCAUUGGUUUCAUUUAAUCUUAAUUUCAUACUACCCAUUUACCAAAUUCCUAGUUCCAAACUGCCUGAAUAUCAGAAUGGUCCACCGGGACCUCGAGGAAACCCAGGUAGCUGGGGAGCACCCGGCGAAGACACCGUAGGACCUAAAGGUGACAGAGGAGAUGUUGGUCCCGAUGGCGAGCCUGGAUCAAAGGGUACCGUUAUAUACGUGGGCAGAGACGAAGUGCGAUAUAACGUUACCAUCAUAUCCAAGGGAUUUAAAGGCUACAGAGGAGAAAGUGGAGAUAGAGGAGAUAAAGGUGGACAGGGAGAACCUGGAGCAAGAGGCCUAAACGGGCCUUAUGGUACACGCGGGCCGCAAGGCUACAAAGGCGAAGAAGGUGAAGAAGGGCCUAGAGGAAAACCUGGUCAUCGUGGUGCACCAGGCCCGGACGGUCCAAAAGGAGACAAAGGUGCUCCCGGAUAUGCAGGGCAAGAUGGAAAUGACGGGCUACCCGGAGAGCCAGGAGAAGACGGAAGACCGGGAGUCCCGGGAGAACAGGGAUUCCAAGGACCUAAAGGAGUGUUCGAUGAAUCUUUUAGCGAGCCAUUAAAAAGGGGUGCACCGGGUCCCCAGGGUCCUAAGGGUGAAACCGGAUUUAUGGGAUAUCCUGGUUUGGACGGCGAACCUGGGCCUCCUGGUAUAGUGGGACCAACUGGACCACCGGGACCUCCAGGAUUCUCGGGUCGCGAGGGUAACCCUGGAAUAUCGCCUAAAGGUGAAACCGGCAGUAGUGGCUUCCCUGGCGCGCAAGGACCUCGAGGCUUACCUGGUAACCCGGGCCGACAAGGAUCUGCCGGACCUAAGGGUUUCGCAGGCAAUACAGUGAAGGGUGAACCCGGUGAAGCUGGCGUGCCGGGUUUAGAUGGAUUGCCUGGCCUUCGAGGAGAUAUUGGUGAUACUGGAUUUAGAGGGCCACCAGGUUAUCCUGGAACAGGAGUUUACGGAGCCGGGCCACCUGGAGAAGACGGAAGGCCUGGCCGGCCCGGAGAAGUGGGUGACCCUGGUGAUCCCGGUAUACCAGGAUAUUACGGACCUAAAGGACAACGUGGUGAUGACUGUCCAUUUUGCCAGUCAGGGGCACCUGGUCCUAGAGGAGCCCGAGGAGAGCCAGGCAACCGUGGGCCGGAUGGUUUACGAGGCCCCGAAGGUUUACCCGGGCCCCGAGGAACAAUGGGCGAAAAAGGAACAGACGGAUUGCCCGGACUGAAGGGCAGCAAAGGAACUGACGGGCCGCCUGGUUCCCGAGGACGAAAAGGUUUUGCUGGUGCGCCCGGUAUACUACAAAGGGAAUCUUUUGCUCUUACUAUUGCCGACGCCGGUCCCCCGGGCGACACAGGCUUUAUCGGCGAACCUGGCAUUCCUGGCGAUCAAGGCAUGCCCGGCUUCCCUGGUCUCCCGGGACCACAAGGCAUGAAGGGCCAAUCUGGCGAUAUGGGAUGGCCUGGUCUGCGUGGGCGAGACGGUCUGAAUGGCAGUGACGGCUUGCCUGGGCGGCGUGGCAUGGAUGCGAACGCAUACUACAUUCAUUUUCUUCAGGGACAAAAAGGAGAACCAGGCGUCAAAGGUCUACCCGGUUUGCCAGGUGACGACGGCCCUGUCGGAGAAACAGGAGAAGCCAUUGGGAAUGAAUUUAAUGUCAAAGGGGAGAAAGGUUUCACAGGACUACCAGGAUUUCAAGUAUAUCUAUGUUGGUGUUUAGGAGAACCUGGGCGAAAAGGAGAAAGAGGGACUACAGGUUUGGACGGAUACCCUGGCGAAAAAGGCGAUCAAGGUUUUAAUGGAAUUAGCCAACGCGGUGAAAAGGGCAUAAAAGGAAUAGCAGGAGAAAAGGGUGACUGGGGCCUUUACGGAGAACCCGGGCUUCCCGGACAGAAAGGAGAUGCAGGUUUCCCCGGAAUCCCUGGACUAAAAGGAUUCCGCGGUGACGCGGGUCUUCCAAUCAUACCUGGGGAGCCAGGAUUUCCCGGCAAUCGAGGCAUCGUGGGUGACCAAGGAGAACCCGGUUAUAUGGGAAUUCCUGGUCGUCCUGGUCAAAUGGGGUCGAAAGGAGAACAGGGAUUACCUGGAGAGCCAGGUCCAAGAGGACCAAUGGGAUCCCAAGGACGUAAGGGCAUGGAAGGAGUCGUCGUCCAGGGUGCACCAGGCAUACCGGGGCGUAAUGGCCCAAAAGGGUUGCCUGGUAUUGCAGGAACCCCAGGCCUUCCAGGCGAACCUGGUCUGCCUGGUAUUGAUGGUCCAGAUGGGAUAAAAGGAGAGGCUGGCAAAAAAGGUUUCCGUGGUCUAACAGGUUUACCUGGUAAAGGCGGAGCAUUUGGCUUCCCGGGCUUAAAAGGUAAACGGGGACUCCCAGGAGAAAAUGGAGAUUAUGGCGACGUUGGUCUACCCGGAGAAGUAGGUACACCAGGCAGACAGGGCAUGCAAGGUCCAACUGGUAUUAAAGGAGGAAGAGGUGACUCUGGAUAUAUGGGUCGCAUGGGAUUACCGGGUCCGGGUGGAAUUAAAGGAGACAGAGGUGAUUAUGGCUUUACGGGACCGAAAGGAGAACCUGGUGAAAGUAGUUUCAGUGGACUGAAAGGUGAUAUGGGUGAUCAAGGAGCGAUGGGUUUUCCUGGUGAGCCAGGCUUAGAUGGGUUAAUAGGUCCAAAAGGUGACGCUGGAGAUAAUGGUUUUGUUUAUAGCGGAGGCCCUGGUCCUAAAGGCGAAAAGGGUAACAAUGGACUAUAUGGACCACCUGGAGAACGUGGCCGUAAAGGUAUAUCGGGAGAAAUUGGUCUUACAGGAGAGCGUGGUGAAAUAGGAGAUAAAGGUUUUCCUGGACAACCUGGGAAACCAGGAAGAAAUGGUUUAAAUGGUCUGAAAGGAGUGAAAGGUUCAAUUGGAUUCCCUGGAUUUUCUGGUGGUAAAGGAGAAAAGGGCUUCCGUGGGCGACCAGGAAGACCCGGAAAUGCUGGUUUAGACGGCUUACCCGGUUUACAAGGUUUACCAGGCGAGAGAGGACGACCGGGAUCGCCGGGAGAAAGAGGUGAGCCGGGAUUGAUCAGUUAUGGGCACGGUACCAAAGGAGACAUAGGAGACGUCGGGUUGGAUGGUAUCCAGGGAAACCCCGGAGAAAUAGGUACACCCGGAUAUCCUGGGCAAAAAGGUAUUAAAGGUCAACGUGGAGAAAUGGGUUAUCGAGGUCAGGAAGGUGAUCACGGUCUCCCUGGUCGAAAAGGUGAGACUGGCAACCAGGGGCCUCCAGGUAUGCCAGGUUUGCGUGGUUUAAAUGCUGGAAGAGGUGAACCCGGUACACCUGGUAUUGAUGGCCUGGAUGGAUGGUAUGGAGCGAUGGGACAAAAGGGGGCUCCAGGAGAAUAUGGCUUUGACGGCCCUCGAGGCAAGCCAGGUGUUCCAGGCCUCGUCUUUCAUGGUCCCAAAGGAAUAAAGGGUAAUCAAGGUGCAACAGGCAACCGAGGAUUCUCAGGAGCACCCGGAGAAGUAGGAUUACCAGGACCUACGGGUCUCAGUGGAGAAAAAGGAGAUAAAGGUGAAGUCGGAUAUAUAAUAAACCCAAAGGGAAUGUCAGGAGAUGUAGGAUGGCCAGGUACUGAAGGACUUGCAGGAAGAAAAGGAGAGAGGGGCAAUGAUGGCAGAAAUGGCUAUAUUGGUAGGCGAGGCGCUCCUGGCUUAAAAGGAUUUGAGGGAGAUGUGGGAAUUCCGGGUGAAAAAGGAAGUCUAGGACUAAAAGGCAUAAAGGGUGAAAGGGGUGAUGUUGUCGCAGCCUCACAAAUUAUACCAGGUCCGCAAGGUGACAUUGGCUUCCCAGGAGUUGAUGGUUAUAAGGGAGAACCAGGUAGACCAGGAGCACCAGGAAGAAGUGGCUACCAUGGCAUAAAAGGAGAAAAGGGAGACAUUGGUUUCCAAGGAUUCCCUGGUUUGCCGGGACCACCGGGACUUCAAGGACAAAAAGGCAUCCGUGGUUUCAGAGGCGAGGAUGGUACCCGCGGGCGCGCAGGGAUACCUGGUAUACCGGGCCCUCCACCACCGGUCCCGAAAUCAAGAGGCUAUUAUUUCGCAAUACAUUCACAAAGUAGUAUGAUUCCACAGUGUCCGCCUGGAUCUAAUCCUCUGUGGGAUGGCUUCUCACUGAUGCAUAUCGUUGCUAACGGCAAAGCAAAUGGACAGGAUCUUGGUGCACCGGGUAGCUGCUUGCGUAGAUUCACUACGAUGCCCUAUAUGUUCUGCAACCUGAACAGUGUAUGCAACUUUGCGGAACGAGAGGACUACAGUUACUGGCUGUCGACUAAUGAAGCCAUGCCGAUGGACAUGACUCCCAUUCGAGGAAACUCCAUCGGACCUUAUAUAUCAAGGUGCCAAGUGUGUGAAGCACCAACGAGGGCUAUAGCACUACACAGCCAAACUACAAUAGCGCCGUCCUGUCCAAACGGCUGGGAAGAACUGUGGCAGGGAUACAGUUUUUUGAUGCACACAGCGGGAACCGAUGCAGCUGGACAAAGUUUGGUCUCUCCCGGGUCUUGUAUGCGAGAGUUCCGUAUCCGCCCCUCCAUAGAGUGCAACGGUUUGGGUCGGUGCAACUACUUCGCGAUGGGAAUUGGCUUCUGGCUUUCUACUAUUGAAGAUAACAAGAUGUUCGCAAAACCAGACCAAGAGACGCUUAAAUCUGACCAUAUCAGGAAAGUUAGCAGAUGUUCUGUCUGUAUGAGGCGCUGGCCCGCCGCGUCUAGCCAACAGCAAGGCGACAUAAGGGCCGUGCCCAACGCUGUCGUGAGGCAGAACCCGAGGUAUCCUCCGUACGGCCGCCGGCCCGGCUACCCCUACCAAGGAACCAGAAGGCGCGUCGCCGGCUGGCGGAACCGACGUCGCCAGGAACACCCGGGCUCAUAAUCGAACGAUUUUUGUAGAAAUAUAAUAUAGAACUCGUGUCUUUUUCGAAACACUUAUUUACACCGUUAAUCAUUUUCAUUCGGAAAAACAGUGGUACCGAUAGGUGAGCAAGAUUUGAAAUACAUUAUUAAAUACCAAA
Messenger RNA from Cydia pomonella (codling moth), 5775 nucleotides. RefSeq names its product collagen alpha-2(IV) chain-like. Lineage: Eukaryota; Metazoa; Arthropoda; Insecta; Lepidoptera; Tortricidae. The transcript has 15 exons. Gene Ontology annotation, molecular function: extracellular matrix structural constituent. Gene Ontology annotation, cellular component: basement membrane; collagen trimer. The coding region runs from base 84 to 5636 and encodes 1850 amino acids. The record is from RefSeq and is a predicted model, not a curated record.